Micropterus dolomieu (smallmouth bass) is the source of this 1847-nucleotide messenger RNA. It is a transcript of the gene kcnk9, whose product is annotated as potassium channel, subfamily K, member 9. Bases 1 to 1497 code for a protein of 498 amino acids. The transcript has 2 exons. The record is from RefSeq and is a predicted model, not a curated record. Gene Ontology annotation, molecular function: potassium ion leak channel activity. Gene Ontology annotation, cellular component: membrane. Gene Ontology annotation, biological process: stabilization of membrane potential; potassium ion transmembrane transport. Lineage: Eukaryota; Metazoa; Chordata; Actinopteri; Centrarchiformes; Centrarchidae.
AUGGCACUGCGCACCGGUAGGACUUGGUUUGGGCAGGUCUUGCGCAGGGUCUUUCGGCUGCAGGGCUUCUGGUCCAGGCGAUCGAGCAGUCUCUUGUGUCUCUCCGCAAAUCAGGAGCAGGAUCUGGGGGUCUGUCACCGGGAUCACCACAAGGCGGGGGAUUUCCACCGCUGCUCCGACUCCGGCGUCCACCGCGGCCACCGUCACCGGAGCGCACCUUUCUGCGCCUCCGCUUCCAGGCGCUGUCCACACGGCUUUCCCCACGCUUGCUGCGCCUUCCCGGGGAAUCCGAGGGGACAUGAGCCCCUCGGUCGCCGGUUCCUGUUGGCCAUGAAGCGGCAAAACGUGCGGACCUUGUCCCUGAUCAUUUGCACGUUUACAUACCUGCUCGUCGGGGCCGCCGUCUUUGACGCCCUGGAGUCCGACUUCGAGAUGCGGGAAAAAGAGCAACUGGAAGCAGAGGAGAAGCGUCUCCAGGGGAAAUAUAACAUCAGCGAGGAUGAUUACCGCAAACUGGAGACCAUCAUCAUGGAGGCAGAGCCCCACAGAGCCGGGGUGCAGUGGAAAUUCGCAGGGUCAUUUUACUUUGCCAUCACGGUUAUAACCACCAUAGGCUAUGGGCAUGCAGCGCCGGGGACCGAUGCAGGGAAGGCCUUUUGCAUGUUUUAUGCUGUCUUGGGAAUCCCUUUGACUCUUGUCAUGUUCCAAAGUCUGGGUGAGAGGAUGAACACUUUUGUCAAGUACCUCCUGAAGCGUAUCAAGAAGUGCUGCGGCAUGAGCAUCAUCGACGUGUCCAUGGAGAACAUGGUGACCGUAGGAUUCUUCUCCUGCGUCGGCACGCUGUGCAUCGGGGCCGCUGCCUUCUCCCACUACGAGGACUGGAGUUUCUUCCAGUCCUAUUAUUACUGCUUCAUCACAUUAACAACUAUAGGCUUUGGGGACUUUGUGGCCCUUCAAAAGAACCGGGCUCUCCAGAAGAAGCCCCUGUAUGUGGCCUUUAGCUUCAUGUAUAUCCUGGUGGGCCUAACUGUCAUCGGGGCCUUCCUCAACCUGGUGGUGCUCCGCUUCCUGACUAUGAACAGCGAGGAUGAGAGGCGGGAUGCCGAGGAACGGGCCUCACUAGCUGGCAACCGGAACAGCAUGAUCAUCCAUAUCCAGGACGAAUCACUGCCGCGGGGCCGGCGGAGGCGCGAGCCAUACCGGGCGGAUGUGACUGAUUUGCAGUCAGUCUGCUCCUGUAUGCACUACCACUCGCAUGACUUCGGCAGCUCUGGGGGAGGGAUGGGAGGCCUGGGCUGUGCCUUCUCCCAUCAGAACUCAUUCAGCUCGCAGCUGAAUCCCAAUCAGUACUUUCACUCGGUUUCCUACAGAAUCGAGGAGAUCUCGCCCAGCACCUUGAAAAACAGCUUCUUCCCCUCGCCCAUCAGCUCGGUGUCUCCUGGCCUUCACAGCUUCACAGACAAUCACCAGCUCAUGAGGAGAAGGAAAUCCAUCUAAGACCUAACACACACAGGACAAAAGUUUCCAUGUUUUAUAUACAAGGACAAACAUUUCCAAUGCUGCUCCUUACCAAAUUAUUUCAGCACUUUUUUUCCCUUUUUGGUUGUAUGUAAUAUAAAAAGUAUUCUUGGGAACAGAUGAAGAACACUACGCAGAACAGCAAGCGUGGCCACAAUGGGAUGCAAAGCAUGAAGCAUGGAUGUCUAUUUUUUCAAGAGAUUGCUCCAUUUACAGACCCUAUACAAACUACAAGACCUUCCUUAUUUCAGAUUUACGGUACAAAAUUGAUAUAUUAACUUUGGUCACAUACCAAAUGAUGCACACUUGGGGAAAUGCUAUUUUUCAAA